Molecule: messenger RNA, 1215 nt
Organism: Perca flavescens (yellow perch)
Lineage: Eukaryota; Metazoa; Chordata; Actinopteri; Perciformes; Percidae
Product: capping protein, Arp2/3 and myosin-I linker protein 3-like
Exons: 12
Coding region: 508-1215 (235 amino acids)
Biological process (GO): cell migration; regulation of Arp2/3 complex-mediated actin nucleation
Cellular component (GO): plasma membrane; lamellipodium
Source: RefSeq, a predicted model, not a curated record
CACAUGGGCCCUCAGCCACCCAGCGGGCUAACCUAACGUUAGGCUUAGCUAGUCCAAUUUAGCUAGCUACGACAACCAAAGAAAAAUCAUUCUCAAAGAGGAAGAAGUGAAUUGGGGAACGAGGGAGCGGUUUUGGAUAGCCUCUGUGUGUUUUGCUCUUCAGAAAGUUGUGUCUUUCUAUGAGAACAUAUUUGGAAUAAAAAUGCUGCAAAGAUCCCCUUUAGCCAGUCAACCUGAGGUCUUCAAGAACCAAUUCAUACACUGACCAUCAAUGAAACCGUAUCUGUGCUGUGUACACGUUGAAGUCGGAGCCGCUCCUCGGGUAUUUGCCAGUGCGCACCACAGAAUCUCUUCACGUCACACUGUCCGGACUGUUGCUGCGGCCGGAGCACCUGCAGGCGCGGUGGAAGGAGGGGAAGAAAAAAAAAAAGGACGAAGAAGAAGUGUGCAAGGGACAUUUGAGAGCGGAGGGAGGAGAAGGGGCUGGGCCGGCGGGAGGAGCGCACCAUGGCCUCAAAGGAGACCACAACGGCGGGCUUCGUUAACGUCAGCAGAGAAAUCACAGAGAGCAUCAAGAAGUUGCUGGACAAGCAGGCCAUUAAGUUUGUGCGAGCCAUCAAGCAGGACACCAGGAGCGGCAAAAUGGAGGACAGGAUUCUGGUCCUGGCAACAUGGAGACUGUAUCUCUUUGCUGUCAAAGUGCCCACCAAGAUGGAGGUCACCUUCAACUUCCUGGAAAUCCGAGCAAUGAACACUUACCCAGAACACCAGGUUGUCAUUGAUACAGACAAGACCACCUACUCGCUGAGAAUACAGACCCAGGACCAGCUGGAUCACAUGGUCAGCCACAUCAACUACGCCCUCUCCCGGGUCUUCAACAACUCCAUUUAUGCUCCUCCUAUUUGUCGAGCAGAGGGAGACCUGAGUGAAGGAAGUCACAAGUUUUCACCAAACUCUGAAUCAUCAUUGGAGCCCCAGAAAACAUGCGGAGGUUUUUCUGAAACCUAUGCUGCUCUUUGUGACUACAACGGAAUUGGCUGCAAAGAAGAAGUGCAGUGGGAUGUUGACACCAUCUACCACUCUCAGGACAACAGGGAGUUCAAUUUACUGGAUUUCAGCCAUCUUGACAGCAGGGACUUGGCGGUGAUCGUGGCAUCCAUUGCGUACAACACCUGGUUCACCAAGCUGCACUGCAAAGACAUGCGCAUAAUCUAA